Molecule: messenger RNA, 3140 nt
Organism: Actinia tenebrosa (Australian red waratah sea anemone)
Lineage: Eukaryota; Metazoa; Cnidaria; Anthozoa; Actiniaria; Actiniidae
Product: N-fatty-acyl-amino acid synthase/hydrolase PM20D1
Biological process (GO): amino acid metabolic process; lipid metabolic process
Molecular function (GO): hydrolase activity, acting on carbon-nitrogen (but not peptide) bonds, in linear amides
Source: RefSeq, a predicted model, not a curated record
UGUUUGUGUUUAUACCCCGGGGGAUGAUAGCUAGUCAGUCCUUUGCCCCAAAGAACGACAGACAGAAUGGCCGUUCGAUUUGUCUACCUCAUCGCAGCGUCUUUACUAACACUCUGCGUGGUCAUCAUCACACGAACUAUACAAUUUUCAUUCCCUAAGACUGUACACAAGCCAUGUCAAGCUUCCGAUGAUGAUUUUAUUCAUGCAGACGAUAACGUUUUAGGAAGAUUUAGCCAAGCAAUUAGGUUUCGAACCAUAGCGAGGGGUGACGGUGACUACGAUAGACAAGAACUUUUAAAGCUCCAAAACUUUCUUCUUAAAGAAUUUUCAUUCACAUUUAGCCAUCCUCUGGUCAGUUAUGACAUCAUCGCCAACUACAGCAUAUUACUCCAUGUCAAGGGUAGUGAUGCAGCACUGAGACCAUAUCUCAUAGCAAGUCACCUUGAUGUGGUCCCAGCUAGCAAUGAAUCAUGGGAAGUGCCGCCAUUUGAGGGUCGAAUAAAGGAUGGGUACAUUUGGGGGAGAGGUACCCUUGAUGUUAAAAAUGGAGUGAUGGCAUCUUUGGAAGCUCUUCAGUUUUUAUUAAAAAGAGGUCACAAACCCAAGAGAAGCUUCUACCUUGCUUAUGGACAUGACGAGGAGGUAGGGGGUAACGAUGGAGCAAAACAGAUAGCCGCAACACUACGUUCAAAAAAAGUACAGUUAGAGUUUCUAGUAGAUGAAGGUACCAUCAUUGUAAGAGACACAUUUCCUGGCGUUAAAUCUCCUUAUGCUCUAGUUGGAGUUGCCGAAAAAGGAUAUAUGAUAGUAGAGUUGAGUGUGACGACAUUGGGUGGUCAUUCUUCUAUGCCACCAAGAGAAACAAGUAUUGGCAUCCUUGCUCAAGCAAUAGCAAGACUAGAGUCAUGCCCCAUGCCUGCUAUCUUAGACUCUGGUGGACCAAUCCAAGGGUUGUUUGAAGAGGUUGCACCAAAGGCUGCCCUUCCUCUUCGCCUCAUAAUUGCAAAUCUAUGGCUUUUCAAGUUUUUCUUUACAAGAGUGCUGUCAAGUAAACCUUCUACCAAUGCAAUGAUACGGACAACAACAGCCGUCACUGGGUUUAAUGCAGGAAUAAAGGAAAAUGUCAUUGCGCCUUCUGCCAAAGCAAUCGUCAAUCACYGAAUACACCCAAUGAACACAUUAGAUGAGGUGGUUGAACAUGACAGGUACUGCAUCAACGACAAGAGAGUUAAUAUACGACUUGCCAGACAUACUCUUCCAUCACCAGUGUCGCCAUGGGACAAAAGUGCUUUUGGAUACCAGGUUGUAUCUGAGAGUAUACGUCAGGUAUUCCCAGAAGCUACUGUAGCACCUGGUCUAAUGAUUGCUGGUACAGACACCACACACUACUUGGACUUGACCAAAUCAGUUUAUAGGUUUCUACCAUCACUACUAGGCCCAGAAGACUUGAAAAGAUUCCAUGGUUUUAAUGAACGAAUAUCGGUGAAAAACUAUGAACAAACUAUCAAUUAUUUUUAUCAUUUAAUGGUGAAUGCAGAUAAAACACCUCAAGAACAAAGACCAAAAGUAGAACUAUAAUUAAGGUAUUUUUUAAAAUUUUCAAUGUUUCAUGUAAUAAAGGAUAUAAUUUAGCCAUUCUGAGGUUGAGGAACUUACUGGACCAAGUUGGCAUUUACAGUGUUCCUUAUACUCACUGGUUGAAUGAAUCCUUUCUUUGAAGUCCUGACACACAAUAGGUUUUAGUGGACGCCAAUCAAAGCAUUUCUAUGGCAUUCCCAAAAGCAUGUGCCCUUGGAAAGCUUGUUUUCCAACAUCAUGAGAACACUUUAAUUGAUGUGCACUAAAACCUACUUUGUUGCAACUAUAAUUCCACAUUUGCAAACAAAGCUUCUUCUAGGAAUAUGAACACUCAAAUACUCAAAUUUUAAGAUAUAAUCCUGACAAAGGAGCAAUACAGAAUGAAUAACACAAUGACUAUAUUCAACACAAUUAAAUUUUUUUAAGGACUUUAAUAUAUGAAUGCACUAAAACGAAAAUAAAAAAAUUUCAAUUUUAUUGACAAGUAAUCCAUGUAAGCUUUCAUAAUUCAAGAUUGUCAAAUGCGUAACUAAACUCCCAUGUUAGUGGCCUAUCAUAGGAUCAUCACUAUAAUCAAGCUAGUGUGACCACACUUUAAGCGGCUGCAAUGGAGAUUGUGUAACCUACUACGAUAGGUUUGACUCCUUGUUCUCAACCUACAAAAAUGUUUGCUUGACUCUGAAAUGAUAAUUAAUGGGAAGCAAGCCAGGCAGGCCAGAGCCGGAGAGUAUGAUUGCAUGGUUGUCAAUUUGUGUUGGAUCUACAAAGUACCAAAAAGCACCAGAGAGAGCCCUAUGAAACCAAGGGUAGUUCGCAUAUGGAGAAGGCAAUGGUUACACCUGCGAUGUGCUGAGAAGCACCGGAGAUAGACCCCCUCUGGAAACAAGGUCAGAUUGGACAUGGCAUAUGCAAUGUUCUAAGGUGUGCUCCGCUAUGGUGUCACCUCCCACCAAUGUGACCCAGGUUUGAUUCCUAGGCUCAGUGUCAUUGAAAGGUUUGUUGUUACAUAAUGAGUCCAACUACCACAGGUUUCAUGUAGCAGGUCAACUUAAUGCAACUAUUUUUCUAGGCUCCAGUUUUAGUACCAAUUGACAUGUGAAGGCCAGAGAUACAGGUAAAGAGCCAAAAGUAUUGAUUGUAAAGUCCAUGAUGUACAUGAAAUGAGACACAAUAGACCCUUUCACAGUUCGCUGCACCAUCUUGAAAGGUAGCUGUGCCUUUGCAUCAAAGAGAGACAAAUGGUGCAAUAAUAGAGACCUUUUUUAACACCUUGAACAAUUAUGCAUGUCUCUAUCAUUGCAAGCUCACCAUUUGUCUCGCUCUGAUGCAAAGGCACAGUUACCUUUCUAGAUGCCGCAGGGAACUGUUAAGGGAACUAUUACUACCAAAGAUUAAUACUUUCCUCUCUUGCAAAGUAUGCCUUUUUUAAGACAAAUAUUGGUAAAUAAUGAUAGUAUCAAAUUUCAAAUGUAAAAACAAUUUUUUUAUUAAGAUUUUAUAAUUGUUAAAUAUUACAUAAUGGGCUUCGGAAGCUAUGAAAAGAUAUUAAAUUUUGAAAUUAA